Messenger RNA from Chanos chanos (milkfish), 1389 nucleotides. RefSeq names its product mitochondrial ribosome recycling factor (gene mrrf). Gene Ontology annotation, biological process: translation. Gene Ontology annotation, cellular component: mitochondrion. The coding region runs from base 42 to 821 and encodes 259 amino acids. The record is from RefSeq and is a predicted model, not a curated record. NCBI's taxonomy places the organism in Eukaryota, Metazoa, Chordata, Actinopteri, Gonorynchiformes, Chanidae. The transcript has 7 exons. Gene Ontology annotation, molecular function: ribosomal large subunit binding.
UUAAAGCAUGCUUGAUAAGCUACAUAUUACGUGACAAAGAGAUGGCAUUGAAUCAGCUUGGCCUUUUGCGACCCGUAUUGUACCUGUCAGCAAGCCAUCUCGUGAGGACCUCAGUAGGGACCAGCUCUAGAGUGUUACUUCACUUCCAAAAUGCAGGCUCUCAGGGUGGAGUCCCUCCACCCUGCCUCGUUCGCUUUUAUGCCACCAAGAAGAGUAAAGCAAAAGCCAAGGGGCAGCAAGCCAAAGUGAACAUCAAUGCUUCGUUGGUGGAGGACAUUAUCAGUCUAGAUGAGGUUAAGGAGGACAUGGCCGCUGUCUUGACGACUCUGAAGGAUGAUUUCAGCCGUAACCUGAGCAUCCGCACCUCCCCAGGUGCACUGGAUCACAUCACAGUCAGUACCAAGGAUGGCAAGUUCCCCCUCAACCAACUGGGUCAGAUCUCCAUGAAGUCCCCUCAGCUCAUAGUGGUCAACAUGACGGGGUUCCCAGAGGCCACAGCGGCUGCCGCCCGCGCCCUGCAAGAGAGCAGCAUGAAACUCAACCCUGAGGUGGAUGGCACCAUCAUCAGGGUGCCCAUUCCCAAGGUGACCCGGGAGCAUAGAGAGAACUUGGCGAAACUGGCCAAGCAGUUCAGUAACAAGGCCAAGGAGUCUCUGAGGAGAGUCCGCUCCAACGCCGUCACUCAAGUGAAGAAGAGCAAGGAGGGAGUGUCCGAGGACACCAUCCGCUUGGUCGAGAAGCAGAUUCAGCAAAUGGCAGACAGCUAUGCUUCAGACAUUGAUAAACAGUUGGCCAACAAAACCAAGGAGCUGCUGGGAUGACAUUAACAAGACCCAUCAGAAUUCAUGACAUCACACACUCGCUUUUGUUGUUCAUCACGAAUCGAGCCAAACGCACUUGGCGCGGCCUGAGACUGGACAUGAUGCAAAAGGAAAGGAACAAAAAAAAAAAAAACCUCUGUGAACUCAAACCAGAAAACAAUUAAUGAUGGUGGUGAUAGAGGAAUGAGAGCCAAAGGUUGCUCUCUGCAGUGUUUGUGUAUUCUUCUCAUGCGUCAACAAAUGUUGGUAUGGCACGCCAGUGGCUGCUGGCUCCUCCAUCCUCUACUCUUCAAACAAACAAUGAAAGGACAAAUGAUGUUUUAAUGUGAUUUAGGGUCCUCCUACUAAUCAAAGCGAUGCCACAGAUGCUGUGUUUAUGUAAAAAGCACUACACUGAAUGUAAACUCUGUGGCUUUACAGCGUGGUGAGUCUCUCAGAGGACGGGGAGGAGCGCACACAAUAAUGCACUGCCAACAUUUGUUUCACAUUCGCUGUUGCAGCCACUGGGCUCAACCUUUUUUUUUUUUCUUUCCCCCCCAUCAGUUUUUAAGGAUUAAUAGUACAGCUA